GGAAAACUCCGGUUUAUUGAUAAAAAAGUGAAUUCAAUUUUAUUAAAGCUAUAGGAAACAGGAAUGGCCUUUAGUGAAGUUUGUAGAAUUUGUUUAUGCGUUAAUGUUCGCAUGUUUGUACUAAAGAAGACUAGUCUCCGAAAUUUGUACAAAACAUUGACCAACAGUUUUGUAAGUUUGUUAAUAUUUCUUAAUAUUGCAAAUUGAAGUUGCAGUAAUUUGUUGUUAUCGCCGGAGAAAUAUAUUAUAACUUGUCUGAUAUAAAAUGCGAUAGAUCGGGGCUAGGCUAAGGUGCAUCGUUAAAUAUAAGUGCAACCAGAACCUGAAAAUCAAUAAUUAGCCUGAAAUCUUACUACAUACUAGAAGAGACUUGGUUGUUUGCAAGACGCGGUGGAGCCAGCGGGCUUAACUGUUUCUGUUUCUUCCACGCGACCCGCACUGCUGCAUAGAAUUUUUCGCGGUGUCUGUUCUUGUACAUAUUACUGAGUAUUACUGCAAUGUUACCUAUGUCAAGAAAUUGACAUCCUCUCUGGUUUGGUCUUCCACUCACUAAAAGCCAUUCUAUCAGACUAUUAAAGUGGGAGAUUAGAGUGCACAUGUGCUUACAGACACAAAAAUUCCGUCACUCUCAUAUUUCUCAUAUUCCUAAAGACAAGUCUGAGAAGGGAAUAAUUUGCACAUGUGCUUGCUUACACACACAUGCAAUAUAAUCCUGCCCUGCGCUAAUAAAUAGUCUCUAUUGUGAUUGUAAUUCUGUCCGUAGGACAUUAUUAUUGUCAUGCUGUAGCUAUAUAUCUAUGUGUCACAGGUGGGUCGGCUGUACCGGGUUGGUACCAUGGACCAAACAGAAUACCAGUUUGAAAUAGCAGCUUAAUUCUGCUCUGAUUAGUAUGGUGAGUGUAGAGAAUGUUGUGUGUAGUGUAGAGUGUGAGGUGUUCCGUCUUGGUCCUCAGAGGUGACAGCACAUCUUUGUUUUGAUCCUUAAUUGGGGAUAAAUUGUAGAUGUCUAUGGGUGGUCACUUACCAUCAGGUGGACUGUGUGAUCAGAUGUUACCUUUAAUGUAUAAAAACAAAUUUCGAUAUAAGCCUGUAUCCUGGUUUCAAGUCUGUAUGUGUGUUCUAUUUUAUUUAUUUAUCCAAUAUGUUAUUAAAUUGGUUUAUGGUUUGUGCUGAUAUCACUUCCUGGCAGCUUGUUCCAUACUUCAACCACUCUUUAGUUAAAAUACAUGAGUUAUUAGGUGUCACCACUUUAAUCAAUUUGAAGUGAUGUCCUUAAGGUCUGUGUUGUGUAAGUACUGGAAUAAUAAUUGUCAAAAUUUUGUAGAUCAUAGUGUUUAUAUAUUAUUUUAUAUGUUUCAAUCAAGUGUCCUCAUUCUCUGUGGUCUUUUAGAGUUGUAAGUUUAAGUGCUUUCAGACUUUCAUCAUAUACUAUGUUUUCAAUGCUCUAGAAACUUUUGAAUAUGUGUGUUGAAGCUUUUUAGGGUUCCGUACCUCAAAAGGAAAAUGGAACCCUUAUAGGAUCACUUUGUUGUCCGAGUUCCGAAAUGCUAACUCAGCUCGUCUCGGCUUGCGGGAAUGUUUUGAACACAAAACAGAAAAAAAGCUGCAAAAACUGGGACCAUUUUUACUGUUGUUAAAAUAUAGGUACUGUUAAUGUUACAGUUCUAAAAGGUUGGUGUGUACAGUGAACAAGGUGCUUUUUAGGGUUCCGUACCUCAAAAGGAAAAAACAGAACCCUUAUAGGAUCACUUUGUUGUCCGUAUGUCUGUCUGUCAAGACCCUUUUUCUCAGAAACGCGUGAAGGUAUCAAGCUGAAAUUUAUAUCAAAUACUCAAGUUUAUUGUCCCUUAGAGCUGAAAAAAAUCAAACUUCUAUGCCAACGCAAUCAAAAGAUACAGCCGUUUAUGCUGCGAAUUUUCGACAUUCAAAUUUCAUUAAAAUUUGGUACGAAGCAACGUAUUAUAGCACAGAUAAAGGAAAAAUUGCGAAAAGCAUAAAUUUUUAGUUACUUCAUAUAAUAAAAAUAUUUUUAAUAAUUUAUUUACCUAUGGAUUUGUUCGAAACCCUCAGUGCGCGAGUCCGACUCGCACUUUGCCGGUUUUUUUUAUAGGAUAAGAGUGACAAACGAGCACACAGUGCACCUGAUGGUAAGUGGUUGCUGCGGCCCAUAGACAUCUACAUCUAUCUACUAUUAAAAAUCAAAAUGCAGAGAGAGUCACCCAUGAGGACUGAGGACUAAGAUGGAAUGCCUCAUUUCCAGUAAAAAGGGUCUCCGGUUCUGUACACUCACCAUGUGAAACACAGCAGUGAUAAGCUGCUAUUUUACGCUGGUAUUCUGUGAGAGUGUGGUCCUUCCCCGGUUGAGCCGACUCAUUUGUGUUACAACUAUCUUACUAAUAUAGCUGCAGCAUGGCUCUACCACGUAUAAGAGCUUCUUUAGCCACUCAAUAUAAAUUGGAAUGUAUAUUCCAAAAUAAAUUGAAAAUAUUUUUUAUAUGAUUUUAGUAUCUUUUCUGGUAUUAUUAUUAUUAUUUGCCAUAGUUGCCACGCUAGGCAGGCUGGUUGGCGACUGCAGUUUUUUUAUUAGUCUGACCUGUUAUGAGAAAAAUGCUGCUGCAUAUAUUCUUAUGAGAUAAAAUAAUCUAAUUGUUAGAUGACCAAACCCACCUGGAAUUUACUUCAUACUGUAUUUUAUAUUAAAUUAAAAAGUUUAAAACUGCUAGGGGAUGUAUAUUGUUACUAACUUCCAUUUGAAACUAAGUGACAAUGGCCUAAUAGUUACGGGUGUAAACUGCAAACUCAAGAAAGUAUUAAGUUCAAAUCUGCCAUUUGUCUAUUGUUGUAUUGUGUAAGCAUUUUCAGUUUACUUGGAGCGUAAGAGAAGUAUUUGUAAUGUUAAUAGUGAUGUUAGUAGUUAAAAACUGAAAGUAGGUUUAGUAAGAUUGAGUUUUGAAAGCCUCAUACUGGCAAGCAAAUUGUUGAGUGGCCCCCCAUUGGAUUGUGGCAAUCUGGCAACACUGGUAGUCGAUGCAUGUAGGUGGCUUAGGACUGUAUUUUUGCAGUGAUGAUGAUUCACAAGGUGGUACAACUGUUUUUUGUCUAGGAGUCUAUCUGGAUAGUUAUCAUCCUCUUGCCUAUUUCUGCCACCAGCAGCAGUAUGUGUCUCGGUGUGAAGGACAUUGAGAGCCAGUAUAAUAACAGGCUGUGAAGCAUUACAUCUUAGUCCUCAGAGGUAACAUCGCAUUUGUAGCCUUUGCUUGAAGUUCGUUGCAGGUGCCUAUGGGCUGCAGUUGCCACUUACCAUCGUGGAUUGUAAGUUUAUUUGUCACUUCAAUGUUGUAAAAAAGUGAUGUCGAUGAAGAUAAUUGUGGUAGCCAAUAGAUUUUAUUACAAACUUGUGUAUUUAAGUACUUUUCCAUAUUUAUGAUGAAGUUUCAUAUUUUCAGAUGGAUGAGGAUGAGGAGCCCAUAAUUGUCUGUUUCACCUGUCAUGCAAGACUAAUUCGUUGCUUAACAUUACAACAACAGGCUAUUGAGUCAAAUGCAAUUCUGGAGCAGUUGCUUGCAGGAGGAUCCAUGUUAAUACCAAAACCACAUGAGGCUAGAUAUAAAAUUCAAUUCACACCAAUUAGUCAUAUAGAUAUCAGGCCAGUAGAGUGUGAUGUAGAAAAUGAUUGUAAGGACGAAAUGUUUAGCCUUGCAUCUGUUAAAGUUGACGAAGAGAAUUUCGAAAAUGAGAAUUCCAAUUUUGAAGAAAAUGGGAAUCAUGAAACAGAGAGUGCUGAUAAACAAGAAGAUUUGAAGAUUGAUGCUUUUGAAGAUAGACAUACAGAUUCGGAGAACGACUUGCCACUCAUUGCAUUCGUUUCAAAUAGUAAAAAAGAUAACAAUGACAUAGGUAAAUGAAUUUAUGUUAAAAAACCUCUAUC
Molecule: messenger RNA, 3928 nt
Organism: Parnassius mnemosyne (clouded apollo)
Lineage: Eukaryota; Metazoa; Arthropoda; Insecta; Lepidoptera; Papilionidae
Source: the annotation of a GenBank genome assembly